This is a messenger RNA of Xyrichtys novacula (pearly razorfish), 4401 nucleotides long. The record is from the annotation of a GenBank genome assembly. Lineage: Eukaryota; Metazoa; Chordata; Actinopteri; Labriformes; Labridae.
GUUGCCCUCAGUUUUUUGGGGACGGGUUUCCUGACUCAGAUCCAAUCAGAGCUGCAGUGACUCUUGAUAAAGUCCUCCUCAUCUGUCAACAUCAGUCUGAUACUCUGACAGACUCACAACCAUGCUGAGGUUUGUGUUGGUGCUGCUUAUUUGGACAUGGACGAGCUCAGCGCUGGUCAGGUAAGACCCAGAACCUCAGUUUCAGUUCAGAGGAAACACUUUGACUCUUUAUACCAGUGGGUGUUAGUGGUCAAAAGAUCCUAAAAUGCAAUUUAUUACAAACUAAGAGGGUACAUUUUUAUAGUUUUUAGCAAUGCUUACUUUAUCCAGGGUUUAAAUCUUUUGAAUCAGGCCAUAGUUUCCUUUUGUCAGUUUCAGUUUUGGCUCAGAGGGUUUAGAGCUCAAGUCAAGAUUGCUAGACAUCAGUUAAUUCAGGGUACAAAAAUGUACAACUUGCACAUUUUGAUGAUUUAAUCCACAAGCACUAAAACCCUUCCCCAACAGGAUCCCUCUGAGGAGGAUGCCUACGAUUCGUACCCAGCUGCGCACCCAAGGCCAGCUGUCGGAGUUCCUAAAGGAUCACCGCCCUGACAUGUUUAACAGGCGCUAUGCCCAGUGCUAUCCACCUGGCACGCCAUCGCUUCGGCUCGGACGCUCCAGCGAGAAGAUCUACAACUUCAUGGAUGUAAGAACGAACCAAAACGUUUUAUGUGGCCUCUAAAAACUGCUUCAGAUGGAUCUCCUGGGCAAAAAGUGUCGACCACUUCUUUGGGAUUCGUUUGGAAUUCGUUGCAAUGCUUAAAAAGUUUCUGGAGGUGUCAGUGUUGUCAAUUCUACUCUGCUGUUGCAGGCUCAGUUUUACGGUGACAUCAGUUUGGGGACACCAGAGCAGAACUUCUCUGUGGUGUUUGACACCGGAUCAUCCGACCUGUGGGUGCCGUCAUCAUACUGUGUCAGCCAAGCUUGUGGUACCAAGAGACAAACACACACACAACUUCAGCACAUAAUCACACUAUAACUAAGCCAAUAGUUCGAGUUUGUAUCAGUAUUUCUCGUUUCUGUUUUCUGGUCAGGGCAACAUGACUGCAUGAUAAGAGGGUCAAGGGUUCUGUUUGCAUGUGUGUGUUCACAGCACUGCACAGACGUUUCAAGGCAUUUGAGUCCAGUACGUUCCACCAUGAUGGUCGGAUGUUUGGGAUUCACUACGGAUCGGGACACCUCCUGGGAGUCAUGGCCAGAGACACACUCAAGGUCCAUUACAGCAUAUUCUACAAAUUCAUGAAUAAUAUUUGUGGAUCCAUCCUGGUGAACAAAUACAGAAGUAUUCACCCGUAUCAUGGCAAGGUCCUUGUCCAGAUCAUGCCAUUCCCUUUCCCUAAUGAUCUUCAAAAGAUUUUACCCAAGAACAGCACCAUAUAGAGUCAAAAAUUGUGUCAGAUAUUUUCUUGAUUUCAACCAAAAGGAGCUGUUAAUCUUUGCAUGUUUCCAUCCAUAGUUGCUGUGCAACCAAAGUGAGUUGGUUUUAAAGAUGGUUUUCCACUUGGUAAACCAUUGGGAAACAAAUUGGACAAAGGAUCGAUGACUUAAUCCAAUGAGUAAAUCCAGUAAAACCUGAAAACUGAAACACUUUAAAAAUCUUAAACUAUGGGCCGUUGGUUUGUUUUUAGGUUGUGAUGGUUUGAGGGUUGCUGAAGAAUUUUGAAAAGAGACAAUCAAAGGGGGAAACUCUCCUGAUCUGCCAACCAUAAAAUAUUGAGGAUUUGUUUUGAUUCCACAUCACUGGAGAAACUGGAGGUGUGCUCUAAUCCAUGAUGCCCUGGUGUGCUCUGUUCUUUGUUCCAGGUCGGGGCUCUGACUGCCCUCAAUCAAGAGUUUGGGGAGUCAGUCUACGAGCCAGGCGCUGCAUUUGUAAUGGCCAAAUUUGACGGUGUUCUCGGGUUGGGUUACCCUUCCUUGGCAGAGAUCCUUGGAAAUCCUGUUUUUGACAACAUGUUGGCGCAGAAGACAGUGGAGGAGCCUGUCUUCUCUUUCUACCUCAGCAGGUGUGAUUUCACCCAGGAGUUUGACAGCUCAAGGGCCCUUUCCAAAACCAACACUGACCCACAGGUCUAAAUCUGGCAUUAACUCUAAGAGUUCCCAAGAACAUCAGUUUAUUUUCUCAAUCAGGGGUCAUUGUUGUAAGAACAACUCUUCAGAUUUCACUUGGCCUUUGUCAAAGGUCCUCUGGGCAUUGCUUGUUCAAGAUGAGGGAUCAAAAGUGUCAAGGGGUUUUAUGAAAGCUUUGUAACUUGAUCAGAGAGAUAUGCAAGACCCGUUGGUGUGUUUCAUGAGUGUACAAAGGUCCAAAAAGAUCAAAGGAUCUUCAGGGUUUUAAGGGGAAUACAGAUGUUUACACAAGUUUGACAAAUCCCUUGUAAUUUCAGUGGUUUUACUGGCCAUCAGACACAUCUAUCUCAGGAUCCAGAUAAAAAAAACCACAAUUGAGUCAAAGGCCAGGGGAAAGACUGAAAUCCAAGAGAUUCAGGUUCAGAGGUCCCUAGAUCCCCAAAGAGUUGUUUGAGAUGUUCCCAUUCAAGGAUUUUAAGUUGUAGUCUAAUUUCUCAAUUUCUUAGAAAGUGACCUCUAGAUAUGGUUUAGAGGUUUUACAGAGUUCACAGAGGUGCUGAGUAUUAAGGUCUUGAGGACAGUGUGUAUCCCUGGACCCAAAGUUUGAGGAAUUUAAAAACAUCUGGUGUUUAGGGGAACACUAGUUUUAGGCAUGUGUGUACAAGAGGAAUUUUAAAGGAAUUUCAGGAUUUAGAGGGUUUUUAGAGGUUUGCUGUGGUUAGAGGGUCACAGGGGGUUCUGGAUAACUGAGAAACUUCAAAAGCCUCACUUGCACUUGGGUCCUAAUUUAGUGCAUUGACUAAAACAGAUUUAAAAUGCUUUUUGGUGACUGUAUGAUUUUUGCCCCCUGCAGGAAAGGUGGUGAUAGAGACCCACAGGGUGAAUUGUUGCUGGGUGGAACAGAUGAGACGUUGUACACCGGGUCAAUAAACUGGCUUCCAGUGACUGCGAAGGGAUACUGGCAGAUUAAAAUGGACAGGUUUCACAUGUUUUUCUUACAUUUUGAUUCUCAUUUAUUGUUGACUGCCGUCAUUCCACCGAUGUUUCAAUAUGUCUUUUAGUGUGGCGGUUCAGGGUAUGAGCUCAUUCUGUCCUCAAGGCUGUCAGGCGAUUGUCGAUACUGGAACGUCCCUCAUUGCUGGACCGACCAAUGACGUCCUCAGCCUCCAGCAGCUGAUUGGAGCAAGUCCAACAAACAUAGGAGAGGUUGUAAAACCCCAAGUUUCUCAAGGAUGCAUAAAUGUCCUUGAAAAUAGUAUAUUCAAAGCUCAUUAGCAUAGUCCAUUACCACGUCUCUGUGUUUGUACAGUUCCUGAUCGACUGUGCCAGAUUGUCCAGUUUGCCUCAUGUGACCUUCGUCCUCGGAGGAAAAGAGUACACACUCACUGCCGAGCACUACGUUAGGAAGGUUUGUCAUACAGUUCCAUCUUUGUCUUCUCUUGCUGGGUUUUGUUUAGUGAUUGUGGGUGUCUGCUAUAAGGACUAUUAGUAGAGAUGAGGUUAUGUCUUUUUCAUAACUUGACUGUCAUUUCCGUCUUCUAUCUGCAGGAAAUGUUCGGGGACAGGGAGUUGUGUUUCAGUGGUUUCCAAGCUGUGGACAUUGUGACCUCUGAUGGCCCUCUGUGGAUCCUGGGGGAUGUAUUUCUGACUGAGUUCUACAGCAUAUUUGAUAGAGGGCAGGACCGUGUUGGCUUUGCUCUAGCGAAGCAUCCAGCUGCAGAAUAACCCCCAUGGUCACCGAUGAUCGACAACUGUUUCAUCAAUAAAAACAGUCUGAUGUAAAAGACACAAACAGGAUUUUGUAAUUCUUGCAAAAGCAUGAAAACAAAGGGAAAAAUGGAACAAGUUUGCAGGUACCUAGUAGCACAGAAGCACAUUUUCCUAACUAGUCUCCAGUGCCCAUUAUAACUCAUCUCUAAGUUACAUCAGCACUGUUUGAGAACCACAAAUUCAACUUGACCAAACUAACUUUGGGUGGAUGGUUGACAUUCAAGUCACACUUCCUUUUGAAUAGUCCAGUUUUUGGUGUUUUUCAAAGGUAGCAUGUGUAUAUAGCUUUGAGGCUGCAGAUCCAGGACCAAAUUUCUGGAACUGCAAAUUUAAAACUGUUGAUUGAGACAGCACCACCUUGUGCAGUGGAUCACCAAGGACUGCAAUUUCAGAGUCUAACAUAAUUCUUUUGGUGCUUUAAGUAGCAUCCUUAACCCUUACAAUUGAGUACCUGCAGUCUUGUUUGUUGGCAUUGUCUUUUGCACUGUUCAGAUACCAGGUAAGGUCCCUGACCCAAACCACAAU